GAACCAAAACAUGGCAACCCAUAAACAAUUAUCCUUCCUACUAUUCUCCCUACUAUUCAUCACUUUGUGCAAGUCCUCACAAGCGGUUGGGAUUGCAAUUUAUUGGGGCCAAAGCGGCGAUGAAGGCUCUUUAGCCGACACUUGUGCAACGAAAAAUUAUCAAUAUGUGAACAUAGCUUUUCUAUCCUCAUUUGGUAAUGGCCAAACCCCAGUACUAAACCUAGCUGGGCACUGUAAUCCCAGUGCCAAUGGUUGCACCAGUCAAAGCACCGAUAUCAAAGCUUGCCAAGCUCGUGGCAUCAAAGUCCUCCUUUCUAUUGGCGGCGGUGCCGGAAGCUACUCUCUUUCUUCAGCCGACGAUGCAAAGCAAAUAGCCAACUACCUUUGGAAUAACUUCUUAGGCGGUCAGUCAAAUUCACGUCCCCUAAGUGAUGCGGUUUUGGAUGGCAUUGAUUUUGACAUUGAGGCCAGUUCAGGCUACUGGGAUGAACUCGCUAGGUCACUUAACGGGUUCAGCCAACAGAAAAAGGUGUACUUAGCGGCAGCUCCACAGUGUCCAUUCCCAGACGCUCACCUAGAUGCCGCUAUCAAAACAGGUCUGUUUGAUUAUGUUUGGGUUCAAUUCUACAACAACCCUUCAUGUCAAUACGUCGAUAAUGCUAACAAUCUUUUGAGUGCGUGGAAGACAUGGACCACAGUUCAAGCUAAGCAAGUGUUCUUGGGGUUGCCAGCGGCUGCUGCGGCUGCUCCAAGUGGUGGAUUUAUUCCGGCCGACGUGCUCAAGUCUCAAGUUCUUCCAACCAUUAAGAGUUCACCGAAGUAUGGAGGGGUUAUGCUUUGGAGCAAAUAGUAUGAUAAUGGGUAUAGUUCAGCCAUAAAGGGCAGCGUCUAGCUAGAUCACCACAUGCCCUAAUUAUGAAUAAGUUACACAUGCAUGCCCUGAUGAACAAGUUAUACAUGCAAUUGGGUUUCCCUAUCUAUGUAGUGUAACCUAGCUAGCUAGCCUCUGAAUAAGUUACAGAUCAAUAUAUAGAUGUUUUGCUAUCUUUAUGGAUAUUGUACGUAUUUUUAUGACAACUAUCCUUAAUUUUCGUAC
This is a messenger RNA of Alnus glutinosa, 1096 nucleotides long. RefSeq names its product acidic endochitinase-like. NCBI's taxonomy places the organism in Eukaryota, Viridiplantae, Streptophyta, Magnoliopsida, Fagales, Betulaceae. The coding region runs from base 11 to 850 and encodes 279 amino acids. Gene Ontology annotation, biological process: carbohydrate metabolic process. The record is from RefSeq and is a predicted model, not a curated record. Gene Ontology annotation, molecular function: chitinase activity. The transcript has a single exon. Gene Ontology annotation, cellular component: extracellular region.